GUCGACAUUCGUCCUCGCUCAGCCGCUCAGUGCCGUUUUUUAUCUCUCCCAGUGAAAGCUAUUAAUCGUUAUGGUGAGUGGACGUGGUCAAUGAUCGUCGAAUAGACAUGAGGCGAGGCUAAUCCGGCCGACUACCGCGCGUCCGCGGCUUCUAUUUCGUAAGAGACGCUGAUAUGUAAUCACAUAUUCCGGUCCGUUUUACAAAAAAUCGCCAUCUGUUCAUUAAUUCAGCGCGGCAUGUAUCACGUCAAGACUGCAAAAAUCACGCACUGUUUUGAAUCUCUAAGAAAAGUAAAUACCGUUAAAUAAUUUCGUUGUUAAAGACGUAAUUUAACUGCAUAAAUGCAGAAAGCACUUUGUUAGAAAGAAACGCUUGUUAAGUACCCGCGAAAAUGUUUGCACAGAUUAUGCGCUUAUUGCGCGUAUCUGAACGGUACCAAAAAUUCAAAAUUUUAUUGAGCCUCGCGAGAACGUAAAUAACAAAAAUAAAUGUGUGACACGUGUGAAUUGCAUGGUGCAUAGUUCUUUAUUUAACCUCACGUGAUGUUUAGUGCGAGAUAAGUUCUUCCCUCCCGCCGCGAUUAUUCGCGAUUGCAUAGCGUUAUUUGGAAACCCCGAGACGUGUAUCCGUUCAUGCAAUACUGAUCGCCUCCCCGCAGCCGUAAUCCGCUUAUUUUAGCUCCCAAAGCGAUUAGCCGCGCUCGGCCAAACUCCAAUAAGGAACGUAAAGCAUCGAGGUAACGAGCCGCACAUUAUCGUCAGAAAAAAUAUUGAAUCUGGAUGAAUACCGGCUUGUAACUCGCAGAGACGCACGCUUAGCGAGAUUCGGAUCUCUUAUCAAAUCUAGUUGGUGCGAGAAAGUCCGCUUAUCACAUCGCGAGUAGACGCAGCCGCGAAUUAAUCGGCGGUUAUUUCCGAGAAACGCCUCGAGAGACGGUUCCACGAUGUCGACAGGUAGAAUGUGCGACGGAAAUGUAUUAAUUAUUAAUCAAUUGGGAAGGACCGACGAUCGUACGAGUGUAAUGUGCGCGAGUAAUCGGCAGCCACGAUGACGACCGUUAUCAAUGAACGUAUUGUGUUAUCGAAUUAUUCGUGGGCAACCGUAAUUUCACGUUCGAGACUCUUUCGUGACACAAUCACGUCGCGGUUAUCGGCCACUUCGUGUUGGCGGACUUCGAAUUCGACUAAUUUCUGCUUAUGUUUAUGAUAUUUUGCAGCUUUAAGUGAUUUACGUGAUAUUAUUAAUACCUGCGUAGCUGUAAUCUUUCAGUCACCCGCGCGUUAAUCUCUUCCCAUGCGAGCGCGCGCUGCAAUUCGAUUCUCCAAGAAACAAUUGUCCCAAAUAUUUGCCGAUAUAAAUUGUCAAGCAAUCGGAUCAAACAAUCCCGUCACGUGAUCCCGUCGCAUUAUCGUUUGCUCGAUCAAUUUCUCCGGGAAAUGCCAGCCACGUGCCAUGCGAAUCUAAUCUCCUCACAAUACUCGUUUUGGUUUACAUCAGGCAAACGGAAUUUGCUUGCGCCAACCUUUGCCCGAUGGAAAAUGCGCAGGGCAGAUUGCGCUCGCCGUUUACCGCUGCUUCCCUACCAAUUAAUCCGUGCGAUUAAAUUAAGUCUCGACGAAGCGCGCCUCAUUAAGCACGAAAAGUACGCGACACCUGACACAACGCGCAUGGAUAGUGUAUGCAGAUGCAAAGAUUUUCCGUUUAAUCGGUGUAAUCCGACAGCUCGAGUAAAUAUCACGUCGAUAUCGAGAUAUAUUGAACAUUCGUAUUAUAUACUUUGUUAUCUCUGAUAGCUCUACUACGAGCAAUCUAAAGUCAUAAAUUAUUAGAAAAACAUUUCCUGCGAUUCUCUGUACAAUUCUGAUUUUGCCGUUAUACAAAAAAUAUCCCAAGAAUUAAUCUAAAAUGUGAGAAAUAUUUAAGAUACUGAAACACAAAUAAAACUUUACGUUUAAUUCGGAUUCAGUGCCCGUGAUUCGUCAAAAUAAUUUCUCACCUUUUGGAAAUGCGGCAAAAUUGUUAAAUAUGGCGCAUUUUAUUAAAAUAAUUAAUAGAUUUCAAAUUACAGCAAUCAAGUUGGAGCUGUUUUGUCAGUCGUGUUGUUCGACUGUGAAUGUUAGCAAUGUUAAUAACCCGUUUGCUCUCUAAUUAGCUCGCAUCUGCCGAAUGAUACGUGACGAUAAAGGCUCGCGCGCGCACAAAAAUCCACAAAGUGUCAUCUCGCUCGAUUGUUACUCGUUUGCAGACUACUUGAGCGACGACAUGUCAACCACCGGCCCGGAAUUAUCGGUCAGGCGACCGGUCUACCUGCAAGACGAGCUUAAUCACUUGUGCAAAUACGUCAAGCCCAAGAGGAUCCUCAAGAAUGAAGUGUCAAGACGAUGUAAGACGAUCAAGCCGAUCAAGAUUUUGAAGAAGUCGAUACCCCUCAUUGAUUGGCUCUCUUCGUAUGACUGGAAAAACAAUAUUCUGGGCGAUGUUGUCGCUGGAAUUACCGUAGCCGUGAUGCAUAUUCCGCAAGGUAUGGCAUACGCUAUUCUGGGCAACGUUCCUCCGAUCGUCGGCAUGUACAUGGCAUUCUUCCCGGUUUUGGUGUACUUUUUCCUCGGCACAUCCAGACACAAUUCCAUGGGUACGUUCGCGCUUGUCUGCAUGAUGACUGGGAAAGUCGUUACGACAUACAGUUCCGCUGCAAUUUCGACAAAUAACACAUCAGCCGAGAACGGGACCUUAAUUUCCGACGUGAACCAUCAAUACUCGCCAGUGGACGUCGCAACCGCAGUCACAUUCACAGUCGCUAUUAUACAGUUAGGAAUGUACGUGCUGCGUUUGGGCGUAAUCUCGUCUCUCCUCGCGGACAGCCUCGUGAGUGGAUUCACAACUGCAGCAGCAAUGCACGUGUUUACAUCGCAAAUAAGGGAUCUCUUCGGGCUAAGCAACCUGCCGCGGCGUAAAGGUGCAUUCAAGCUUAUCCUCACUUAUGUAGAUGUUAUCAACAGUUUCAACAGCGUCAAUACAACUGCUUUAAUAUUGUCUUGUAUCACUAUCUUAGCACUUAUUUUCAACAACGAAAUUCUGAAGCCAAGAAUCUCAAAGUUGUGCCCGUUUCCGAUUCCGAUAGAAAUGCUUGCAGUAGUGAUCGGUACUCUAGUAUCCAUGCAAAUGAAUCUCGCGGAAACGUACAACGUGAUAACAGUCGGUGAUAUUCCAGUCGGGUUGCCAGUCCCGUCGGUGCCGCCGUUGUCCCUUAUACCCGACGUUUUAGUAGAUAGCUUCGUGAUCACCAUGGUCGCUUACACGAUAUCGAUGUCGAUGGCAUUAAUUUUCGCGCAGAAGAUGGGUUACGAAGUCGACUCCAAUCAAGAACUAGUGGCGCAGGGUCUGGGAAAUCUCGUGGGCUCCUUUUUCUCCUGCAUGCCCAUCACGGCCUCGUUGUCCAGAUCACUGAUCCAGCAGACUGUAGGUGGACACACGCAGCUUGCGAGCCUGAUAUCGUGCGGGAUCUUGGUCAGCGUAUUGCUGUGGAUCGGUCCGUUCUUUCAACCGUUACCACGAUGCGUGCUAGCGAGUAUAAUCGUGGUGGCGUUGAAAGGAAUGCUGAUGAAGGUCACCGAGUUCGUCAGAUUCUGGAGACUGGACAAGAUUGAUGCGGGCAUCUGGGCCGUCACCUUCGUCAUUGUGAUACUCUUCGAUGUUGAGUAUGGAUUGCUGGUUGGCGUGCUACUCUGCAUCGGGAGACUACUCGUUCUUGCGGUGCAUCCUUACACGUGCAAGCUCGCUCUUGCGCCCGGUACCGAACUUUACUUGGACGCCAAGAGAUACAAAGGGACUGUGGAAAUCCCUGGCAUCAAGAUCUUCCAUUAUUCCGGCAGUCUGAACUUUGCAUGUAGACAAUAUUUUCGUGAAGAGGUUUACAAAGUUGCUGAGAUCGUACCUCAGAAGGAACUCAACAGGCGACUGAAAGCUGUGAGCAACGGUAUCGAUGCAGAGGAAAUUAAAAAGCUACGUAUUCUCAUUCUGGACUUCACCGCGUUGUCGCACAUCGACCUGGCGGGCGCAAACGCAUUGCGAAACAUCGUCGCCGAGUAUAGUGGCAUAGAAGUAUCCGUCUACAUAGCGGGUUGCUCAGGUCCCGUUUAUGAGACCAUGAGAAAGUGCAACCUGACUGAGCAGAACGAGAAUCACUUCUUUGCCAUGUUCCCGACCAUCGCCGACGCGGUGCAUUUCGCGCGAUCCCAUGGCGAGGUGCCGUCGACGCCGGCAUGGAGCACCCAAGCCUACGACGAGAACUGCAUUAGCAGACUUUGAGGACUUUCGCGGCGAAAGCUCAAGAACGUUUCACUCGAAUACACCACUUUUUCGCUCGUUAUCGCGAAUAUUUAUACGUGCCUUGUCAUUAAUAUUCACACGCUACCCGAUGCGGUUUCUUUAUUUGCGGGAGGUAGUAACAUUCACUGAAAUAUUGACGAUCCGAUUACUACCCUCUGUGAAGCUUACUUAGCAGGAUAAAAUCGCCGAGUCUCUCGAAUUUCGCAUUCAUGCAACGACAUUGCAUUGAACGUUCGGGAAAGCGACAGGAAACAUAAAACUGAUUUGCAGAGGAAACUCGAAUAUCUAAAGAUAAAACUUGGAUCUCAUAAAUUGAGAUCGAUGAUUCACAUAUUUAUAUAAAAAGUAAUACAUGAACGCAUUGUAUCAUUUUAUAGACGACGUAUAUUUAGGAGGCUAUUGCUGUUUUCUCAUACGAUUGUAUGGAAUGAGUCAAACUAUUUUAGGAACUGUGAGAAGAAUACAGACUGCAGAAUUAUUUGAUAUAUUGAAACAGAUUCUAAAGAUUGUAUUGGCAAGGUAUAAAAAUAAGGAUUAGACAUAAUUUGAUCGGACACAAUGUUUCAUUUGAAGAUCUUACUAAAAGUCUAAUUAUAAUAACUCAUGGCUAAAACAAACCAUAUUAUUAUUACAAUUUUCUUGUAACAGAUCUUGUUAUCGAAAAUAGUUUAAUACUAAACUUUUUAUUGCUUGACGUUUUAUUUGAAAGAAAGAAAAGAAACGAAAGCAUGUGAAUAAUGUUAAAUUAAAUAUUUUUGCUUGAAUUGGAACGUAUUAGUAAACAUAAAUGUGAACAACAGAAAUGUUAGUUGUUUAACUGCAAGUCAAGAUAAAUUAUGUUAAAUAUGAGAUUCUGAAUAAAGAAGUAUUUAUUCAAAA
Molecule: messenger RNA, 5209 nt
Organism: Ooceraea biroi (clonal raider ant)
Lineage: Eukaryota; Metazoa; Arthropoda; Insecta; Hymenoptera; Formicidae
Product: solute carrier family 26 member 10
Biological process (GO): transmembrane transport
Cellular component (GO): membrane
Source: RefSeq, a predicted model, not a curated record